Formica exsecta is the source of this 794-nucleotide messenger RNA. It is a transcript of the gene Pfdn1, whose product is annotated as prefoldin subunit 1. The transcript has a single exon. Gene Ontology annotation, cellular component: prefoldin complex; cytoplasm. Lineage: Eukaryota; Metazoa; Arthropoda; Insecta; Hymenoptera; Formicidae. Gene Ontology annotation, molecular function: protein folding chaperone. Gene Ontology annotation, biological process: protein folding. The coding region runs from base 19 to 399 and encodes 126 amino acids. The record is from RefSeq and is a predicted model, not a curated record.
AAAAGACAAUAAGCGAACAUGUCAAAGGUAUUGGAUGAGGAAUUGAAGCAAGCUUUUUCAAAACUGCACGAAAAGAUGGUGGAUACCAAGCAAAAGUUAAAGUUGGCUGAUAUUCAAAUUGAUAAGCUACGACGUACAAAACAGCGAGCAGAACUCACUUCAAAAGAGAUUAACUGUUUUCCGGAAGACACAAGGAUAUACGAGUCUGUCGGUCGAAUGUUUCUCCUAGAUUAUGUGAACAACAUUAAAAGCAAUCUGAGUAACAGGAUGAAAACAUCUGAUGAAAAGAUCAAGACAUUAGAAAAUAAUAAGAUAUACUUGCAACGAAGUUUAAAGGAAAGCGAAAAUGAAAUCAGAGAAAUGAUUCAACAAAAGCAGAGUAAAGAGUCGUCUAGUUAAAAUAUCUUUAUAAAUCAUUAAGUGAAUGCUUCAGCUUUUCUUGGUCACUCUUUAAAAUUUUUAAAUUAUUAUUUGGAAUAUGUGUCUAUAACUAUAUAGUUAGCCUAUAACUAUAUAGCCUAUAACUAUAUAGUUACGAAAAUCUUGUUUGUCAAUUUCAACUUGUGCUUUGCAUACAUUAACAUUUUGAUAUUUUUUUGUGCAAUAUAUUUGGAAUAAAACUCAUUAACUCAAGAGAAAAGGAAAGAGAACUGAAUAAUUUAUGUGAAUUAAAUCCACAAUGUAAAUCAUAAAAUUAUACACAAAUUAUAGAACAUACUUUUGUAAGAAAUAACAUUAUAUAUGCAUGUCAAUAACAAUUUUAAUUAAAUAAACAUUCUGAUUUUAUAACUUAA